This is a messenger RNA of Passer domesticus (house sparrow), 1275 nucleotides long. It is a transcript of the gene LYRM7, whose product is annotated as LYR motif containing 7. Gene Ontology annotation, biological process: mitochondrial respiratory chain complex III assembly. The record is from RefSeq and is a predicted model, not a curated record. Bases 512 to 826 code for a protein of 104 amino acids. Gene Ontology annotation, molecular function: protein folding chaperone. The transcript has 5 exons. Gene Ontology annotation, cellular component: mitochondrial matrix. Lineage: Eukaryota; Metazoa; Chordata; Aves; Passeriformes; Passeridae.
GCAAAUGUACUGUGGGGCAUAAAAAUUUUAGGACAUUAAAAUAUGUGCAAAACAAUACGUUUGUUUGUUUGUUUGUUUGUCUGUUUUUUUAAUUCUGUGGGUUUAUUUUCCACAGAUUCAUCCAUCUAGGGAAUGGUGCAGCUGUAGGCAACAUGGCUGUUAAUUUGCUGAAUUUUUUUCUGAGUUACAGCCCUGUGUUUCUUCUAUGUCCUUCUAAAAAAUAUUUGGAAUACUAAUCGUGAGAGAACAAAUUGAGAUUAUUGUGAAGUACCUGGAAUUGUGCCCUCUAGAGGUGCCAAAACAUGAUAGGGAGUACUGGAAGGAGCUUCAAAAGGCGUAUUGUUAUCAGGAUUACGUUUUUCUGGUGCUUGUCGGAGAUUCUCUUCAGUCUGUGGCAAACACCAGAAAAGUCUCUCAAGGAUUUGAGGGUUUCUGUGCUUCAUUGCAGUCUGUAUGAAUGGAAGCACAACCACAUGACUGUGAGCUGUGAUUCUCCGGGGGUUUGAUUUUCAUGCAUGUUCAGGUUUUGAAGCUUUUUAAGUUGUUACAUAGAACACGGCAAGAAGUUUUUAAAAACGAUACCAAAGCCCUCGAAGCUGCAAGACAAAAGAUAAAUGAAGAAUUCAGAAAUAACCGAGAUGAGACAUCUGAAGAGAAGAUUAAUGAGCUUCUUAAAAUAGCUUCAGAUGUUGAAGUGAUUCUCAGAACUUCUGUUAUUCAGGCGGUUCACACAGAUUCUGACAAGAUAGUACUCAUACCCAGGAAAGAUCUGCUACAGGACAACACUCCUUACUUAGAUAAACCAACAAAAAAACAAGAAUCCUGAGGAAAUAUUGUUACCAGGAAAAAAGAGACUGAAAUCAACUCACUGAUUUUAUUGAGUGCUGGGAUAUCAUCAUGCGCUUGUUCUGUGGAAGAUAGUAAUACUUUCACAGAACUUAAAAGUACACUCAUGAAUUGUGUUACUUCAGCCAGGAAUGUUUCUGAUUAUGACAGCUCUCAGACAGAGAUUGUUUCCCAGCAAUCCAGAGUUUUUCAAAGCAAUUUAAAAAUUAAAUGGAGUACUUAAUACUGAUAAUAUUUAUUUUAAAGUUUAUUGUCAAUCAUAAGCUUCUUUGAAGUAAUGAAAAAUCAUCUUGUGGCAUAUAAUGUUAAAUUUAUUCUUUGCACCAAAAGCAUGAUUUCUGAAGUUGUCAUUAAUUGUACACUAGUAUACUGUGAUGGUUGAGAGAUUUCUUAAAGGUUUGUCCGAAUAAAUUAUUUGUGUUUUACAGA